This is a messenger RNA of Pterocles gutturalis (yellow-throated sandgrouse), 1726 nucleotides long. RefSeq names its product tousled-like kinase 1 (gene TLK1). The record is from RefSeq and is a predicted model, not a curated record. Gene Ontology annotation, biological process: intracellular signal transduction; peptidyl-serine phosphorylation; chromosome segregation. The transcript has 10 exons. Gene Ontology annotation, molecular function: ATP binding; protein serine/threonine kinase activity. The annotation marks the transcript as partial. Gene Ontology annotation, cellular component: nucleus. Lineage: Eukaryota; Metazoa; Chordata; Aves; Pterocliformes; Pteroclidae.
UUUGACUCUAGCAGAGUAUCAUGAACAGGAAGAAAUUUUCAAGCUUCGAUUAGGACAUCUCAAAAAGGAGGAAGCUGAAAUACAAGCAGAACUUGAACGUUUGGAAAGAGUUAGGAAUCUUCACAUAAGAGAACUGAAAAGAAUAAAUAACGAAGAUAAUUCACAAUUUAAAGAUCACCCCACGUUGAAUGAACGGUAUUUGUUACUCCAUUUACUUGGCCGAGGUGGCUUCAGUGAAGUAUACAAGGCUUUUGAUCUUUAUGAACAAAGAUACGCUGCUGUGAAGAUUCACCAGCUUAACAAAAGCUGGAGGGAUGAAAAGAAAGAAAACUACCACAAACAUGCCUGCAGAGAGUAUAGAAUACACAAAGAACUGGAUCACCCGCGGAUAGUUAAACUAUAUGACUACUUCUCCCUGGAUACAGAUACGUUUUGCACAGUGUUAGAAUACUGUGAAGGCAAUGACUUGGAUUUCUAUCUCAAGCAGCAUAAAUUGAUGUCAGAGAAAGAAGCUAGGUCCAUUGUAAUGCAAAUUGUAAAUGCACUACGGUAUCUCAAUGAGAUCAAGCCCCCUAUUAUACACUAUGAUCUUAAGCCAGGUAAUAUCCUUCUUGUAGAUGGAACAGCAUGUGGAGAAAUAAAAAUUACUGAUUUUGGCCUGUCCAAAAUAAUGGAUGAUGAUAGCUACGGUGUGGACGGAAUGGAUUUAACUUCACAGGGAGCAGGAACUUACUGGUACUUGCCUCCAGAGUGUUUUGUAGUUGGCAAGGAGCCACCAAAGAUUUCUAAUAAGGUUGACGUAUGGUCAGUUGGAGUAAUCUUUUUCCAAUGCCUUUAUGGUAGAAAGCCAUUUGGCCACAAUCAAUCACAGCAAGAUAUCUUACAAGAAAAUACAAUAUUAAAAGCCACAGAAGUUCAGUUCCCUGUCAAACCUGUUGUAAGCAAUGAAGCCAAGGCCUUUAUCAGACGCUGUUUAGCAUACCGAAAAGAGGAUAGAUUUGAUGUCCACCAGCUGGCUAAUGAUCCUUAUCUUCUCCCUCAUAUGAGGAGAUCAAAUUCUUCAGGAAACUUGCAUAUGACUGGGCUAGCAGCAUCCCCUACACCACCUACUUCAAGCAUUAUUUCAUACUGAAAUUUCUCCAGCUGAGGAAUGGCAUGAUACCUUUGUGUUGUUUCGAGAUGCAGACUUGAGCUUGAAAGCAUUUGAGUGUUUUUACACAGGACAAGUUUGAUAACUGUGUUUUCAGACUGAAGUCCUCCUACAUAGCGUCAUUUGUAUGAUUGGAAUGGAUCAUGGACUGUGAAUAAAUGUACCCUUCUGAGAAAUACCAUUAAACAUUGAAGGAUGACACUGCCUGUUAGACGCUAGCAGGUAUACUGUGUUUGAGACUGAAGAAAAGGUUUUUAGUUUUUUCUGGGGAACAUUGUAAAUAAUCUUUUUAAUACUUAAAGUACAUUUGGUUGAUACUGGAAAGUUGGAACAUGAAGGGUAGUUUUUCAUUAUUUUAAAGAAAAAGGGUAGUGAGCAAAUUUGAAAACACAGAAAAAAUACUGUGCCUGGUUAUAAACUAAACAAACUGCCAUCUUUCCAAGACAUUGAUCUUUUAAAACCAAAGUAAAGACUGUGAGACGGUCAAAGAUAUGUUCUGUAUCAGAUUCCUCAGAUAAAAUUGUAGUAUUUUAUUUGGCAACUCAGGCUUGUACCUCCAAAAAUGUGGCGGUGUUU